This is a messenger RNA of Sphaerodactylus townsendi, 598 nucleotides long. It is a transcript of the gene SPMIP11, whose product is annotated as testis expressed 49. The record is from RefSeq and is a predicted model, not a curated record. The transcript has 4 exons. Bases 60 to 476 code for a protein of 138 amino acids. Lineage: Eukaryota; Metazoa; Chordata; Lepidosauria; Squamata; Sphaerodactylidae.
UAAAAGAGACUGUUGCAGUUGGAAAGUUGUAGUGUUGGUUGAGCCCACAUAGUAGUAGUAUGGCUUUCUUUGGAUUAACCUUUACGGGUUACGGGGAACCCUUUCGACAGAGAAAACUAGAGUUACCAAAACGUGAAGAACCAGUAGGAGCACCACAACCCAAACUGGAGCUUUUCUAUCCAAAGCUGCCACCCAUAGGAACUGGAGAAUAUGAUGGCAAGGAGCACCAAGGUAGCCACACCAAGUAUCAAGAGGCUGUCAGGCAGAGACAGCUCAGGAAAUACCCCAAUCAAGUCUACAGGGUACCAAUGACAUGUGGACAAGAUAUUGGCUGGUGGAUGCCCAGAGAUCCAACAGUCCGGCUACAUGAUGCCCUACCUUGGAUUAAAGCGGAAAGACACCCUCUGCCGCAGUGCUGGAUGACCAAGUUCGUGGGGGAUGCAAUGCUCAGUGACCCACUUUUCAGCUUGUUUUAAGAGCCUUAUUUAUGGCAAAAACCCAGCCUACAUGGGAUCACCAUUGCGAUUGUGAAAACUAUUGUGCUAUCACCCUGGCCCUGCUCCCAAGUUAUGACCCACAGCACCAUUUGUGCCAAUAA